Molecule: messenger RNA, 987 nt
Organism: Humulus lupulus (European hop)
Lineage: Eukaryota; Viridiplantae; Streptophyta; Magnoliopsida; Rosales; Cannabaceae
Product: trafficking protein particle complex II-specific subunit 120 homolog
Exons: 4
Coding region: 1-987 (328 amino acids)
Cellular component (GO): trans-Golgi network
Source: RefSeq, a predicted model, not a curated record
AUGACAUCUUUUAAGUCUUAUAUAAGAGAGCUGGCUAAGGAAGUUGUUGAACUUUUGACCACUGCUGCAGAUGGUGCUAAAUCUUUGAUUGAUGCUAGUGAUAGGCUGAUAUUAUAUGUUGAAUUAGCUCGAUUAUAUGGUACUCUUGGUUAUGAGCGUAAGGCGGCGUUCUUUUCAAGGCAGGUAGCUCAGUUAUAUUUGAAACAAGAAAAUAAGUUGGCUGCUAUUAGUGCUAUGAAUGUUUUGGCAUUGACAACAAAAGCAUAUCGUGUUCAGAGUACAACAUCUGUUUCUAGAUCUUCUGUUGUAAAAGAGGCUGGAUCAGGUCAUGCUGAUAGCACAAAAAUGUUGCACCAGGCCGUAAUCUCUCUUUUUGAGUCUCAAUGGAGCACCCUGCAAAUUGUUGUACCGAGAGAGAUUCUGUUAUCUGUUGUCCGUGCUGGAGAUCCUCUUGCUGCCUGGAGUGCAGCUGCACGGCUGCUUAGGUCAUAUUAUCCUUUAAUUACACCUGUAGGGAAAAAUGGUCUUGCUAGUGCACUUUCAAAUUCAGCUGAUAGGCUGCCUUCUGGAACACGCUUUGCUGAUCCUGCUCUACCUUUCAUUAGAUUGCAUUCUUUUCCCCUUCAUCAAUCACAAAUGGACAUUGUUAAGCGGAAUUCAGCUAAAGAAGAUUGGUGGGCUGGAUCAGCUCCUUCUGGACCUUUUAUAUAUACACCAUUCAGCAAAGGAGAGCCAAAUAACAACAGUAAACAGGAGUUGAUUUGGGUUGUUGGGGAACUUGUUGAAGUUUUGGUUGAGUUAGCAAACCCUUGUGGCUUUGAUUUGAGGGUCGAUAGUAUUUAUCUGUCUGUGAAUUCAAGAAAUUUUGAUCCUUUCCCUGUUACUGUUAAUCUUCCAACUAAUUCCUCAAAGGUUAUUGCCUUGUCUGGGAUUCCAACAUCAGUGGGGCCUGUGACAAUUCAUGGGUGCACUGUCCACUGCUUUUGA